Messenger RNA from Plenodomus lingam JN3, 435 nucleotides. NCBI's taxonomy places the organism in Eukaryota, Fungi, Ascomycota, Dothideomycetes, Pleosporales, Leptosphaeriaceae. The record is from RefSeq and is a predicted model, not a curated record.
AUGGCUUCUCAUAAAAAGGAUAUGCGCCGCGCCGACCUCAUCGUCCCGUACGCCGAACCCACCAAGAAGGGCGACGAGGCAGACAUGUCGAGUACCAUGGCCAGCACACUGCCAAUGGCCGCCAUCUUCACUCGAAACAAGAUGAUCGGCUGGGUCGCUGUGGUCUUCGCUAUCCAGUCGUGGCUCGCUGAGACACCUGAGCAGAGGAAAACUUCGACUUCGCCUGCCUACUUCCAGGUGGGCAUGGCCGCCAUGUCUCUCCUCGUUUUACUCGUCCUUGUUCCUCCCGCCCCCACCUGGAACGGCGGGCAGAGCGUCCGGGACAGAGGCACCGGGUCCAGUGCCAUUGUAGAAGGAGUGAAGCGAAAGUGGGAGAGGACUGGGUUAAGGUGGUGGUUGCUCGUACGCGCAGCGAUGGCGCACACAGUUGGAUAA